CAUUCGGGAAUCGAAAUUUCCUAUAUAAGCUUCGGAAUUUGUGCGUGCGAUGCUUUAGUAUCGCAGUGUCGGCUCACAUUCCUCAUAGUCAUUUCCAUAGGUAAGCUUGACAAGUGAAGUCAGGGAAACGAACAUUGUGCGCAAAAUGUAUGAGUUUUAUAAAAUAAAACUAUUCUUGCUUUGCAUCUGUACGAUAAUUGGGAAUUUUGAGCAAGUUGUUGGAAUACCUAAAACUGCGGUAGAACAAAAAGUUGUGCCACUCUCGCAUAUAGCCACGGUCACCGAUGGGAAAUUGGAAAGAAACAAACGCGGUUUAUUGGACUCUCUUUUGUCUGAACUCUUUGAGUAUUUCGAUUAUAGCGACGAAGACGACACUGAGGAGGAUGAAAAAUACUUAAUUUGCCGUAAUUGCACAAUCGUUAUUAGUCAAUCAGGUAAUCAGGAAAAUGCAGUAAUAAGGCCAACUUCUGCGCCUGUACCGACGGAGCCCGUAAAUAAAGUAAAUGGAGGAGCUCCACCCGAAUCUGGCACUACCGUAGCUCCAGUAACACCAGCGGGAACCAGUGAAACUCCCAGUGAUUCUCCAACAACUGAAGCUCCCCAGCCAGCUCCAUAAGAGCCGUAAAAAGUAGCGGCAGUUGACAAUACAACUUUCAUACAAAAAUGCAAAUACUAAUAUUAUAAUUUUGUAAAGUUUUUUAUAUGAUUUACUAAUAAUACCCAGUAAAUUAAUACUAAAUGAUUAUGGAGUAAAAAUACGUUUAUGCCGGCAUUCAAAUACCAAGACACUACUAAUGACUUGUUAAAGAAUCUCAAAAACCAACGCGACUAGUGGCUGCUAUUUAGCAAUAAAUAUUUGUAAAUAUUUUUAAGUGAAAAAAAAAUCUACAUAACGGGUAAAAGGAUAAAGUUGUAUAAACACCUUUGAACUUAAGAGUUAUAACUAUUUAUUAUUAUUGCCACACAAUUUUGUAUUAAGACUCUAAUUUUGUUAUAUUUAAAAAAAAAUUAUCAUACCCUUCUAAGG
Anastrepha ludens (Mexican fruit fly) is the source of this 1027-nucleotide messenger RNA. RefSeq lists its product as uncharacterized. The coding region runs from base 146 to 616 and encodes 156 amino acids. The transcript has 4 exons. NCBI's taxonomy places the organism in Eukaryota, Metazoa, Arthropoda, Insecta, Diptera, Tephritidae. The record is from RefSeq and is a predicted model, not a curated record.